Molecule: messenger RNA, 774 nt
Organism: Penicillium taxi
Lineage: Eukaryota; Fungi; Ascomycota; Eurotiomycetes; Eurotiales; Aspergillaceae
Exons: 3
Coding region: 1-774 (257 amino acids)
Source: RefSeq, a predicted model, not a curated record
AUGGAAUCCAAAAAAACUCCUUCCAUCACCAUUUACCGCGGAUUCCUUGACAGUGGCUGUUACGUGUGGUCUCCAUUUGUCGUGAAGCUUGAGUUACGCUUGCGAAUAGGCAGACUUAACUACCGCACUGAGCCUGGUUCUGUUACCAAGGCACCUCGUGGGAAAAUCCCCUACCUAUCAAUAGAGCGAGCUAACGGGGUCGAGACCCUGUCAGACAGCACGCUCAUAGCAAAGUCAUUGGUUGAGUCUGGAGACUUGGGAGAACUCAAUAAGAAGCUAUCACCAACCGAAAAACUCAAUGACCUGGCUCUCAUUGCUUUGCUUGAAGACAAGUUAUAUUUUUGUAAUUCUAACGAGAAAUGGAUACAUAACUACUAUACCAUGCGCUCAAAGGUACUCGCUGCGGUUCCCUGGCCCCUCCAGCUUCUUGUGGGCUACAUGGUCUACAACAAAAUGGUUCGGACACUCCAAGGACAGGGAACAGGCAAGUUUACCGACGAGGAGAUCGAGUCUCUGUGUAAAAACAUCUACGAAGCCUUGAAUGGACAUGUUACAAAUGCCCAAGUGCUAAAUCGAGAAAAGGAGGGUCCAUUUUGGCUAUGGGGGGAUUCCCCCUCCGAAGCUGAUACAGUUCUAUUCGGCUUUCUUGCUGGGACAUUAGUCUGUGACGCUGCCCCCGCUUCGCAGAAGAUGAUCAAAAGUUAUCCUGCCCUAAUGGAAUACGCUCGCCGUAUUCAUUAUGCCUAUUUCCCUGACUAUCCUAUUUGGGGGUAG